UUUCGAUAUGGUUUCCAAUGUCUUCAACAACUGAUGGAGUCAUCAUUAGAAGACCAACGAUGAGCGAAGUAAGUACCAUCUGAUACGCUAUUCAUUCUGCACCCUUUAAUCAAGCGGCAAAUUGCCAUAUAACGUCACAGAAUGGGCAAAAACGUGCUUUUCAAGGCCAAUGAGUUGUAUAUUUAUGUGAUUUGAUCAGUCCAUUUUAAAAACACCCAAAGUCCGGCUGUGUAUAAUGGUGUACAACACGCGCCUGUUCGUAUUAGUAGUCGCGAUCGUGUCGUGUCAUGCCGGAUUAACGGAUUAUCUGUUCCCAAAUUUAUCCGGUACAGUGCGAGGAUUCACAGAUGUUCUCGCAAACCAACCAGUAGUUCAAUUCGCAACCAGGACUUCGACGAAUGUAAUCAGUCUUAUUGUGGGAGGACUGACUGGUGGACCGCUUUCCACGGGGAGAUCUCUCAACUCUAAUGGCCUCCUGCCUACUCUGUUUGGCGAUAGAAAUGUUGUAGAUUCCUCAGAUAGAAUACGAGCUGAAUAUGACGCUGGAGCGCUCAACGAAGACACGCGGUUGGACUGCCCGAGUCUCAUUAAUAAGUACGGAUACAUGGUGGAGAGGCAUACGGCUGUCACGGAAGACGGAUAUGUCCUAACAUUGUUCCGUAUCCCUGGGAAUGGGUCUGUUGUCUUCCUGAUGCACGGUUUGUUGGGCAGCGCUGAUGAUUACGUCAUAGCUGGACCGAAGAGUGGAUUGGCCUACCAUUUAGCGCGAGAAGGCUAUGACGUAUGGUUUGGAAACGCCCGAGGCAAUAAGUAUUCUCGACGCCAUAGUAAAAUCCAGUCAUCGAAUCCCAAUUUCUGGGAUUUUUCGUGGCACGAAAUUGGUGUCUAUGAUCUGCCUGCGAUGAUCGACUACGUAUUGCAAGCGACAGGGCAGGAUUCAGUCAAAUAUAUCGGGCAUUCGCAGGGCACGACCAGUUUCUUCGUUAUGGCAUCAGAGAGACCAGAUUAUAAUAGAAAGAUUGCUCUGAUGGUGGCUUUAUCUCCCGUGGCGUUCAUGUCGCACGUAAAGUCUCCUGUAGUGCGGCUGCUCUCGCCGACAAACGGCCUCCUACAUGGUCUCGCCAAUCUGAUCGGUCUCCACGAGUUUCUUCCGGACAACGUGCUGAUACGCGGCUUGAAACAGUUGAUGUGCGGUAUCGGGCCCACUUCGGAGAUCCUCUGCAGCAACCUGUUGUUCCUUGUGGCCGGCGCUGGAUACGAACAGCUCAAUGUUACUAAUUUGCCAGUGAUAUACUCUCAUUUUCCAUCGGGGGCAUCCAGCAAGCAGUUCGUUCACUACGCCCAAAGUUAUGUGUCAGGCGAGUUUAGACGAUAUGAUCAUGGUGCAUCAGAAAAUUUGCGGAGAUACGGUACGGCGAAACCGCCUGAUUAUCCAUUGAGAGACAUAAGUUGUCCUGUGUCAUUGGUGUAUAGUGAUGAAGAUUGGUUGUCCCAUCCCAUUGACGUUGACAGACUCUAUAAUGAGCUGGGGAACGUCAUAGAUAUUUAUAAUGUGCCCUUCCAUCCCUUCAAUCACCUCGAUUUUAUAUUGGCCAAAGAUUUCAACACUCUUAUUUAUGAAAGGUUAAGAAAACUUUUGACUUAUUUUUAAUUAUAAUUAAAUACAAUUAACAGACGCCACUGUCGCAAACGUACCUGCCUGCAUUUUGUUAAAAAAAUAUCAAAACUUGUUUAUUUCAAAUAAAGUUAUUUUAGUUAUGUUUUUAUUUUUUAAGCAUUUAACUACUAGAUGUUAAAAUCUAAAGAAAAGUUACUAGAAAAAAAUCUAAGCGGAUCAGGCAGCAGACGGGACUCGAACCGCGCUGCCUUGCAGCCUAAUUCUAGAGAAAAUUCGACGCGGCGCGGAUAGCGAAGGGUGCGGGUUCGAGUCCCGUCGGCUGCCUGGUCCGCGUGGAUGUUUUUCUAGUAAACUUUUCUUUAGAUUUAAAUUUAUUUAAUUUGGUCAAAACAGCGAGUUUUCUAUUUAUAAUAAACCUACCAAUAUUAAAACAAUUACAUAAUAAAAAAAUCUUUACU
This is a messenger RNA of Chilo suppressalis (striped riceborer), 2076 nucleotides long. The record is from the annotation of a GenBank genome assembly. Lineage: Eukaryota; Metazoa; Arthropoda; Insecta; Lepidoptera; Crambidae.